UAGGCAUUCUGUGAAGGAAAAAAAUAAAAAUGAAAGGAAUGUGUCAGACUUUAAACAAACUGCUGGGAAGAAAGGGGGAUGAGAUGGCGGGAGGGAAACUGGGUCGAGUUUCAACUAUCGAAUAAUGUAUGUCUGCGGAAGAUUUGGAUCAACCGUUCGGUAUAGGAACGACUAAAUGCAUGCCAAGCAGUAUAGCCUAGAAUCACCAGACAGUAGCACCCAAUUGCCUUUAGUGCAGUGUUCGUGACCCAGCGCAUACACCAUGGAAUAACUGGUGCAAGAUCUGCUGAUAUAAAACUCACUGCAGCUAAACAUAAAAGGACAGAAAGUUUUAUCAGUGUCAUUCGAUUUAAUGUUACCGUUGGCACGCCAGUGGUGGCAAUGGGAUGGAAUAGUACGGAAAAAUAGCAACAUAUCACACAGAAGACACGUGACUGGUUUUUCUUUUUUUUAUACAUUUCAAUUUUUUUUUUUAAACAUAUGCUUUGGACAUGUAAGCGAAAGCCAUAACACUGCCCUUAAAAUGAAACAGAGAGCGAGCCUACACUGAGAGAGCUACCGUUGCAUAUGAAUCACUGCCAAAUUAUCAGGAGGGCAGAGCAAGAGCGAACUCAGGAAUUGCAGUCUUGCAUGCGUGCCUUUGACGUAACUUUUAAGAAUCAAGUCCACUUUUAAUGUUUAGAUUGUGAUCAUUGGCCGCAGUUCGGGACAGUACCUGAGAGAAAUCCACGAGAUGGGGGCAAAGUAGGUGGCUUGGUAGCUAGAGUGAAGGUCGGACUGUGCUGCAGUGGCUCUGUACAUAGCCUACGUUAUGGUAUGCGGGAUAGCUAGCUAGCAGGGCUGAGAUUGGAGAGGGUAAACGCGGAGUAAGUUACAUGUUGCGAUUUUCUCUGUAGUUGGGAAGUGGACUCUUGAACUUGUAGUGUUUCGUACAAUAAAUUGUUGCCUACGACCUAGUUGAUAGCUACCAGCUACAUUGGACCGAGAAGGGAGAAACUUUCUACCGCCUGACGCAGAGCAGCAGACAUGCAGUUGACGGAGCUCCUUGCUUCGGGGAGCUUUCUGAUCCUGCUUCUGGCUCCAUGGUCCAACAACCUUUCCUUGUCUCCAGAAGAGGCAAACCAAUUCUUGAGGAGGCACAGGAGAGCCUAUCAAGUUUUCGAGGAGACAAAACAAGGGCACCUGGAGCGAGAGUGUGUGGAGGAAAGGUGUAGCAAAGAGGAGGCGAGAGAAGUAUUCGAAAACGACCCCGAAACGGACUACUUCUUCCCAAAGUAUUUGGCGUGUUUGGAGAAGUUCGGAGAUGCAGAUCAGAAGAAACAAGACCUGAUCACCUGUGUUCACAAUAUUCCAGACCAGUGCUCUCCCCCUCCCUGUAACGCUGUGGGUACGGUGCGCUGCCAGGACCAAAAGGGAGAGUUCCAGUGUCACUGUUUCACCGGCUGGACGGGACUCCGCUGUGAGAAAGAUAUCGACGAGUGUAACAAGAGUAUAAACGUCGGGUGUGACCAUGACUGCACCAACACCAUGGGGAGUUACCGCUGCUCCUGUCGCCAAGGUUACGCGCUGGUUGGACGCCACAAAUGUGAAGACGUGAAUGAGUGUCUGGACCCGGCCGUGUGUGGGACAGCUGUCUGUGUGAACCGGGAAGGGACUCAUGACUGUUUGUGUGAGACGGGAUACGUCUACGACAACAACACCAAGACCUGUCUGGACGUGAAUGAGUGUGAGCAGAGUGUUUGCGAGGAGGAGUGUGUUAACACGCCCGGCAGUUUCCGGUGUUUCUGUGACGGUCGACACGGCAUGAAGCUGAGCCAAGACCUCCGGAGUUGUCAGAAUAUCACCACAUGUGUGUCUCUUACUAUGAAGAGGAACUCCCGGUCCCUCUACCUGGGCAGGAUGUUCAGCGGCGUCCCUGUGGUCCGGCUACGCUUCCGCAGGAAGGUCCAGACUGGGUUUUCAGCUGAGUUUGACUUUCGCACGUUUGACCCGGAAGGGGUUAUUUUUUUUGCCGGGGGUCACCUGAACAGUUCCUGGAUCGUCCUGGCAGUGAAUCAUGGGAAACUGGAGCUGCAGCUGAAGUAUGGGGCAGUGAGUCGUGUCACCAGCAGUGGGCCUGUCGUCAACGAUGGACAGUGGAGAAAGAUUUCAGUGGAGGAGCAGGCGCGGAGUCUGGUGAUAAAGAUCAACAAGGAGGCGGUGAUGAAGAUAGCUGUGAACGGAGACCUCUUCACCCUGAAGAAAGGCCUGCACGAACUGAACCUGACUGUAGGGGGCGUGCCUUUCAAGGGGAACGGACUGGUCAACCAGGUGAAUCCCAGGCUAGACGGCUGCAUGCGUGACUGGUGCUGGCUGAGGGGGGAAGAUACAUCCAUUCAGGAAACCAUCGGGUCGAACAACAACAUGCAGUGUUUCUCCUCCGAGAGCCCUGGUGCCUAUUUCCCAGGGACCGGCUUCGCUCUCUUCAACAUCACACACGUAGAAUCCCAGUCUCUGAGUGUCCAGUUGUCUGUGCGUCCUGCCUCCACUGUUGGCGUUCUGUUAGCACUCGUUUACCAGGACAGCGUCCCUCUGUCCAUCGCCCUGUCCGACUACCAUAGAGACAGCCAGGAGUGGCGAGAGUUUGUCCUGGUCUCGGUAGGAGACGUGAUCGUGGCCAGCGCCCCGGCCUUCCUGUGUGACACGGAGGUUCAUGAGAUCAGCGUGAGGGUUGUAGGUAACCUGACCGUGCUGGAGGUGGACGGUCUGCCUGGGCAAAGUCACACCAGACCUGGUCAGGAUCUGGUGGACCUCAGCCUGCCUUCCAGUACCUUUAUAGGAGGUCUGCCUGACGUGCCCCUGGUGUCAACCCCGGUGUCGUCUUUCUUCCGCGGCUGCAUGGAGGUGACGGUGAACGGGCGAGCUCUCGAUCUAGACGAGGCCUUCCACAAACACAACGACAUCCGCUCCCACUCCUGCCCUCUGUUAGGGGGCAACUUGUGACCUCUGGAGCCCCCCGUCCCCAGAGGGAGUCAUGGGAAGUGACCCCUAGAUGCUGACCCUGGGUCAGUUUUUCAUUUCUCCCCACUAAUAGUUAAGGGUUACCCCUAGGGAGGUGGAAGCUGAUCCCAGAUCUGUAACUAGGUGGAAAACCUCACCCCAGAGUCCAUCAGUCCACUAUAGAAUCCAACUGAACCCACAGGGCCUUAACAAGUGGUGUGGCCCAAAUGGCACUUUAUUCCCUAUUUAGCCCAUAGGGCUCUCAUCAAAAGAAGUGCACUAUAUAGGGAAUAGGGUGUCAGUUGGGUUGCACCCCCCUGGAUGGCCCUCAGCCAAUCCACUUUUAUUACCAUUACGUGGAAGAGACCACUUGCACAUCUGACGCGUGUUGCUGCUGCGUGCGUGCAGGGAUGAAUCGGCGUCAUCUUUAUGGGACACAGACAGACACAGCACCUUGAACACCGGCCUUGCUAGUAUCAAGUCUGUUCUUCUAAGCGUGCGGUUUCGCCUCUGCCUUAUUCAGAGUAGAUUUGAUCCGAAGGUGGAGUAGCUGGGAAUCACCUGGACCAGCGCUUCUCCUCUCCAGGCCUCAGGAAUCACAGUACUGCUGGUUUUAGUUCCAGGAAUACCAGGGGGAAAUCAUUGAUCAGGUCGAAAUGAAACCAGCAAUACACCAGGUGCCUAGGAGUUGAGAAGCGCUCACACAGAGGUUUGGCGAACCAACUGAAUUCGUUGUGGAACGAGACUUGUCGGGUCGGUGGUGGUAUUCAGUAGGCACAUGGCUUUGUUGUAAAGCUUGCACACCAUCGGUCGUAGAAAUGGACUGAGUUUAUUUAGAACAUCUGUUCGGUGCUUUACAACUUAUGCAAACGUAGUCUACCUACAACUUAGCUCAGCACACUGCCUACAGAUUACAACCUAGGCCUUCUCUAAAGAACUCAAUAUGACCCCCGAAAUCCUGCCAGGCAACGCUUCUAAUCCCUCACCAAGCCGCACACAGUUCAUCCCUCAGCCAAUGAACUGCCGUCCCUUCCCCGGAAUCACCAAUCAGUAAUGUACAAUAACCAAUCACAGACAGACAGAAAGGUGAGAGGGCACCAAGAGCACUGCAAAACCACACCCCCAACACUACAGUACAAUACUACACAAAAACACACUUCACAAGCUACUGAGAGAAAACGUGUAAGCGCUGUAAAAUACUGUAUAUGUAAAUAUGUGACUACAAUACUUUUUAGAAAUAAAAGAACCUAACCCUAGUGUAAAACCAUUUCAGUUCUCCAAAGAAUUGUCAAAAAAGAUAGAACAUAUUAUUUCAUUAUGCCAAAAAUGACUCCAGUAUUUGCUCUUUUUGUGCUUUUGUUUUCUACUUUCUGGUGAAUGAAUUUCAGAAUGUAGCCAUUUUUGUGUAUUUUUUUUAAAUCUUCUGCAUUGUAUAUUAUUAUAUGGAACUAUCAGUUUGUAUUUGUAUUUCAGUCUUUACAUCCCUGAUCAAUUCUACCUGUUUGAAAACCAAAUAAAGAUGGUUGUCUAAA
Molecule: messenger RNA, 4511 nt
Organism: Esox lucius (northern pike)
Lineage: Eukaryota; Metazoa; Chordata; Actinopteri; Esociformes; Esocidae
Gene: gas6
Product: growth arrest-specific 6
Exons: 15
Coding region: 1027-2982 (651 amino acids)
Cellular component (GO): extracellular region
Molecular function (GO): calcium ion binding
Source: RefSeq, a predicted model, not a curated record